UUGCCUACCAUCCUCAGAUGUUACCCUCAUUUACAUAUAAAUCGACAAAAUCAGAGUCUAAUACCUAUAAAUCCUUAACCUUUCCACCUCCUACUUCACAAUCGAUCUCUGAGAGAGAGAGAGAGAGAGAGAGAGAGGAGAGAGAGAGAGAGAGAGAAGAAAAGAAGAGAAGAAGAAGUGAAAACCGACAAGGAGAUAAGGAGACACCGGCGACGAUUCCGGUCACGGAUGCGGGGGUUGUUCUGGUGGAGAGCCUAGGUUUUUUAAUCUCUACAUCCAAUCUUGUUCUAGACUUCAAGUAGCAUGAUUUCACAAAUCAUUUUUCACUUCAACUUGUUCACCAAGCCACAGAUUUCUCACCUAGGGUUCGUACAAAUCCCCAAAUUGUGUCCAAUUUUCAACGACUUCGUUUUUUUAGCACUACAAUUGAAUCCGAAAUGUGGUACGUGCUCCUGGGAUGGCUGAGCUCAAGGUGUCACUGGCUAAACCAGGUUUACGGUCUGAUGGAGUCUCGGUCUGGGAAUGGUCAGGCUCGGCAUUGGAUGAGGGAGACGAGACUGCUAAAUGGUUCACUGACUUCCUCAGGAAACCUAGCUGCUUGGUGCGCUUUAAUGAAGGUACCCACUAUCAAUCAAGAGGACGCGGCAAUAAGAAGUCAACCAAGGAAAACCAUGAUGAAGUUUCGAUCUGCCGAAGCCUUGGAACUGAACACCACGACCACCAAAUAUAAAGGACAGCCUUACCUUGGGCAGAUCCUGGUGUGUGAGGAUCAAACCAACAAGGGGAAGAUUGUGAGUGUUGGAGAUAUUAUUGAUGUGGAAAAGAUGGCAAAUACGCCCCUUCAUGUUGCCGCCAGUCAUAAUAGUGUUGAAGUGGUUAAGUUUCUUUUAAACUUCGCAAGGCCUGAAACUGUUGACUUGGAACCAAAGAAUAGGAUGAUAAAAAUGGAAAGAAACCUGCUAAAACCGGUUGUAAUGAAGCUGCAACGCUUCUUCUCUCUCACGGGGCUUCCACCGAAGGCAAAGAAAAUAAUGGAAUGAUAACAUUGCACCUUUUAGUUUGGCACUCGCUUAGAGCCGAAGAUAGCUCAACUGUGAAAACAUUGCUCGAGCAUAACGCUGACUGUAGUGCCAAAGAUGAUGUACUAAUGACUGGCUUGACUUUUUCUUAUGGGUGCUAAAUGGGUCGUGUUCACGGGUUCAACCCGAACCCGAAAAUCGUGUCAUACAUAUGAACCCAAAGACGACCCGAUUAUUCAUGGGUUGACCCGGACACAACCGAGGGUGCAGUGGUGGCGGCUCCUCAUAGAAUGACAAGAUGCGAUAUCUAAUGAGAGAUGCACUGUUGAAGAAUCUAUAAUUGGUAUUUUAAGGAUGUUUUGAGGUAAGUUAACUGUAUUACCCAUCAUUGUUUAAUCGAUCUUGCAGCCUCCAAAAUCUCCUUAUUUUGUUUACUUUUCGGUCCUAUAAACUGAUAUUCUAAUUUUAUGCAAAAUUAAUGUAAAACCCAUCCCCACUUUUUUUCAAUAAUAUAUAGAAACUGUUAAUCA
Helianthus annuus (common sunflower) is the source of this 1549-nucleotide messenger RNA. RefSeq lists its product as uncharacterized. Gene Ontology annotation, molecular function: protein binding. The coding region runs from base 438 to 1040 and encodes 200 amino acids. The transcript is spliced from 8 exons. Lineage: Eukaryota; Viridiplantae; Streptophyta; Magnoliopsida; Asterales; Asteraceae. The record is from RefSeq and is a predicted model, not a curated record.